Adineta ricciae is the source of this 270-nucleotide messenger RNA. The record is from the annotation of a GenBank genome assembly. NCBI's taxonomy places the organism in Eukaryota, Metazoa, Rotifera, Eurotatoria, Adinetida, Adinetidae.
AUGAAAUUAUAUUGUUUAUUUAUCCUUUUCUUAUUUGUUAACAUUCCGAAGAUCUCCGCAUAUCCUGAUAACCGAAUAGACUCAUUGGUGAAUAUUGAAGAAGACUCAUUCGAAUCACCGUCAUCAUUUUUCACGGAAGAAGAUCACUCGAUCGUCAAACGUUCACAACGCAAUGCAAAUUUCCUUUAUCGUUAUUGUCGUCGUGCCGGUGGAGGUCAACGUUUUUGUUUGAAAUAUGCUAUUCAGAUGUUAUAUGCGACUGGACACUGA